UUAUCAUAUACCCAUUUCUAUUUCACCGUUCUUCUUCUCGCAAACUACAUCUUCUCUCAUCAAUGGCUUUAUGGAGUCCACGCUUGCAAAGAUUUCUACUCAACAACAACGUUAGUAAGAUCGACUUGAAGAAGACUAAUAGUUGUAAUAGAAAUAAUCAUAUAAUUAUGAGAAAGUGGAGUAGAGAAGGCAGCCCCCGGUGCUGUUCGGCGAUUGCAAUCGACGCUCCAUCUUCUCUCUCUGAUGGCCUUGGCUCUGGGAUCAGAUGGGGUUCCGCCAAAUUACAAGGUGCCCGCGAGGAGAUGGAAGACGAUGCUGUUAUAGUCGGCUCAUCGCCUCAUAACGAACUUGAUGGUUUCUUUUUUGCUGCCGUUUUCGAUGGCCACGCGGGUUUCUCUUCUGUUAAGUUCCUCAGGGAGGAGCUAUACAAGGAGUGUGUUAAGGCUCUACAAGGGGGGCUAUUGUUGAGUAAAAAAGACACCAUUGGAAUCGAGAAAGCACUGCAGGAGGCUUUCCAGAAUGCUGAUGCCAAACUUCUAAACUGGCUUGAGAUGAAUGGAGAGGAUGAUGAAUCUGGUGCAACAGCUACAACUAUGUUCCUAGGAAACAAUAUGCUGUUCAUCUCUCAUGUUGGUGAUUCAUGUGCGGUUCUUUCACAGUCUGGAAAGGCACAAGAAUUGACCAAUUCUCACAGACCCUAUGGAAGAAACAAGGUUUCCCUUCAAGAGAUCAAGCGAAUCAGAGAAGCAGGUGGAUGGAUUUCGGAUGGAAGAAUCUGUGGAGAUAUUUCUGUAUCUCGUGCCUUUGGUGACAUGCGGUUUAAAACAAAGAAGAAAGAGAUGCUGGAAAAGGGAGUUGCCGAAGGCAGAUGGUCUGAAAAAUUCGUAUCACGCAUACGCUUCUUUGGGGACUUGGUUAUUGCUACUCCUGAUAUUUAUCAAGUUACACUUGGGCCUGAAGCAGAAUUUGUAUUGUUAGCAACUGAUGGCUUAUGGGACUACAUUAAAAGCUCGGAUGCGGUCAACUUUGUUAGAAACCAACUUCGGGAACAUGGAGAUGUGCAGGCUGCAUCUGAAGCUCUAGCUCAAAUGGCCUUGGACCAAUAUUCUCAAGAUAAUGUAACCAUUGUGAUUGCUGAUUUGGGGCGGACGGAUUGGGAAAAUUUACCUAUACAGAAACAAAACUUUGUGUAUGAAAUGAUCCAAGCUUUUGCGACCAUUGGUAUCGUGUCGUUUGGGAUAUGGAUGUCAUCUACUGCUUCAUUUUGAAACUCAACUCUCUCCCUCUGUCUGUAUAUAAUCAAAUCAUAUUCUAUUACUGUAAGUGUAUAACAUAUAUAUACCUUACUUCAUCUAUUAAUCUAUUAUUAUAGCCAGCAUAAAUGUAUGAUGAUAUCUUGUUUUAAAAGUGUAUUGUAUUUAGAUCAGAAUCAGAUGAUAAAAAGCCAGC
This is a messenger RNA of Lactuca virosa, 1449 nucleotides long. The record is from the annotation of a GenBank genome assembly. Lineage: Eukaryota; Viridiplantae; Streptophyta; Magnoliopsida; Asterales; Asteraceae.